UUUACAGCUUAGUUCUAAUCAAACAUUCAAAGGCAGCAGUUGUUUCUACAGAUAAGGCUCAAAAUGCAAGAACAAAUUGGAAGACUUUGGACAACUUUGCAUGAUGGAAAGUAUGAAAUUCGCAGUCUUGCAAAAGCUGACUUGGAGGAAGCUCUUGAUGUCUUAAACGACUCAUUUUUCUUAAACGAAUCAGUUUGCAAUGCUUGCGAAAUCAAUUUGCCACAAAAUGCGCAGGCGCGUCAAGAGUUGCGGGAACUGUGCCGAAUAACAGCGCAGGAUGGAGUUUCUUUACUUGCUAGGCAUGUGGAAAGUGGUCGCAUUGCUGCCGUUUCCUUCAAUAAAAUGCAGUUUGCUCCACCGCCUGGUGAGGACAAUUUCUUUGUGAAGUUCCUUAAGGAACAAGUGCACAGCCCACAGGCGUUGCGUCUAAUGAACUACAUGAUAACAAUGGACUCGAAGAUCGAUGUCUGUGCUGUCUACAACAUGGAUUGCGUCAAUGAAUUAAUGUUCUUGGCCACUCUACCGGAAUUUGGGCGUCUUGGACUUGGUCGUUCACUAGUCGAUGUCACUAUUCAAUUUACCCAAGAAUUAAGUCAGGGUAAAGGACUGGAGGAUAUUGCUGAGGAGUUGAGUGAAUUGCGUCCUGCUGCAGUCACAGCUCUGUGGACUUCGGUGUUUACGCAAAAAAUUGGCAAAGACGUGGGCUUUACUGUGUUGAACACUGUGCCUUAUUCGGAGUUCGAAUACAAUGGAAAACGUUUUGAUGAACGUAUUGACCCGCUGCAUAAUAAAUUCUCCCAGCAGGUGGUGUACAAAUUCUAAAUGAUUAUAAAUACAAAUAUGGUUUAAAAAAUGUACAAAUUUCUAAGUAAA
Drosophila sulfurigaster albostrigata is the source of this 873-nucleotide messenger RNA. RefSeq lists its product as uncharacterized. Gene Ontology annotation, molecular function: N-acetyltransferase activity. The transcript has 4 exons. The coding region runs from base 64 to 822 and encodes 252 amino acids. Lineage: Eukaryota; Metazoa; Arthropoda; Insecta; Diptera; Drosophilidae. The record is from RefSeq and is a predicted model, not a curated record.